Messenger RNA from Penicillium egyptiacum, 1551 nucleotides. NCBI's taxonomy places the organism in Eukaryota, Fungi, Ascomycota, Eurotiomycetes, Eurotiales, Aspergillaceae. The record is from the annotation of a GenBank genome assembly.
AUGCAUCGCUUCCUCCACUCUACUCGUUCUAUUUACAUUAUCUCUAUGCAGAGCUCUGCCAUUCAACAGCGGAGUCGACUUAUAAGUCAAAGAACCCAACCUGCCAGAGAUUCAAAUCCCGUAAACAUGUUCAAACCAUAUAACCUUACUCCCUUAGACCAUUUUGCGCCUCCAUUAAAUCUCAGUUUCUCUCUCGAAUUUAGUUUGAUUGGCAAGAAUCGUGCGCAGGCCCUUCAGCGAAUGGAGGAUGCAAUAACCCGUGUGGCCUCCAAGUUUCCCUUCUUGACUGGGAUGGUAGCAUCAUCUACCGAGCGAGAUGGCAAUAACAGCACACUUCAGGUGCGGCCUGCCACUGCUGCCGAGUUUGAAGAGUGCCCUAUGGUAAUCACUCAACAUCAUUCAGAAUCUACCGCUCUCACCAUGGAUGGGAAAUUCAACCCUGCCUUGAUGCCGUUUCCAGUCGUCUGCCCACCACGUAACCCUUCUCCUGUGCUACGGUGGAAAGCUAAUGUGAUAGGAGACGACUUGCAUCUGGUCUUGUGCUUCGAUCACCGAGUAAUGGACGGGUCAGGGAUCUUCGUUUUACUCCGUGCUUUCGCCGCAUUCUGCCGUGAUAUAAAUGCCCCGGGACCAUCCACCACUCCACAGGCGCAAGAAGAAACAAGACAGCAUCUCGAGGAAGUCGCAUCUACAGCCACACCGCGCGAUCUUCAAUGGACGACCAUUCCUACCCCAACAAGCGAGGCCCCAGAUUCUAGUCGAGUACCUAUCAAUUCUCCUCAUAUAUUCGAUGGCCAAAAGAUAAAAUUGCUGCUCGACGCCUGCAAUUCGGCUUUACAGUCUGUUCCUGAGAAAUAUAGGAAGGAUCUUCCCGAGAUGUCUCUUCGACCGGGUCUGCUCGUCAGUGCGCUGCUGGGCAUAUGUAGCAAUCGCGCCCGCUUGAGGGCUUUCCCCAAUGAGCCGGAACUCUCGUCCGACAUGUGCAUCGCCGAAAAUCUUCGAAAGGUACUCAAUUUACGUCGGGGAUAUUUCGGAAAUACUAUCGCAGCCACCCAAAGCAAGUGUGAUGGCUCUACGCAUCCUCCGCCUGAAAUCUUACAGAAUAUUCAUGCGCCAGAGUCUCUCGGGCCGGUAGGGCCAGAGGAUAUCUGGCGGGUCUGUAAUGUUGCCCAGUCUCUUCAGGAAGCAUCCGGACGCCUGGACAAGCAGUAUGCGGAGGGAACAAUCGCAACAAUAUCCCACAGACAUGAUUGGAGUUCGUUCCGACCCGGGUGGGGGGUGGUGAAUUUCCUUGUAUCUGAUAUCAAGUCAGCAUCGCCUUAUGAGGACUUUGGGCCACUCGGAGACCUUCGGUUGUUCGACUUCCCUUUCAUUGCACAACCUGGCUAUUGCAGUAUAAUACCUAACCUUCCGUCUGAUUCUGCAUCGCCAUAUCCAUGCUGGAGAUUGAGAUGGGUUUUGGAACGGGCGGCGAUGGAGUGUCUAUCGAACGAUCUUCUCUUUCAGUGGGCUUCAACUCCUAGUACAGCCUUGACACAAGCCAAGAUCUAG